Pseudozyma hubeiensis SY62 is the source of this 1434-nucleotide messenger RNA. RefSeq names its product chitin deacetylase. Gene Ontology annotation, biological process: carbohydrate metabolic process. NCBI's taxonomy places the organism in Eukaryota, Fungi, Basidiomycota, Ustilaginomycetes, Ustilaginales, Ustilaginaceae. Gene Ontology annotation, cellular component: membrane. The transcript has a single exon. Gene Ontology annotation, molecular function: chitin deacetylase activity. The record is from RefSeq and is a predicted model, not a curated record. Bases 1 to 1434 code for a protein of 477 amino acids.
AUGCGUCUUUCCGCCAUCACUCUUGGAGCAGUGGCUCUGGGCGCUCCUCUCGUCUCUGCUGCCACACGCCACGAGCGAGGCCUUGUCGACCCUUCGCAGCACCCUGCCGGUCACCUCUUCCAGAAGCGUGACCACCAUGGCAUCACCAAGCGUCAGCUCGCCACCACUUCCAAGAACGGCAUGCCAUACCCUCCUGCCGGCUCUGACCCGCCUCCCGCCAGCUCGCUUCCCCAGGCCUGGAUUGACCGAUACAACCAAAAGAAAAACGCGGGCCUCAUCCCCAAUAUCCCCCGAUCCAUCACCGACCCCAACACACGUGCCACCGUCUACCCUGCCGGCACCGAUAUGACCAAUGUCUGCUCCUGGACCGUCCAGAAGUGCGACACUGGCGACAUUUGGCUUGCCCCAGACAACUACGUGUCCAUCACCUUUGACGAUGGCCCAACCCCUCAGUCGCACAGCCUCAUCGACUAUCUCCAGGCUCAGAAGCAGACCGCCACCCACUUCCUCAUCGGUAGCGCCAUCGUGUGGAACCCUGACGCCAUGGAUCUGUACGUCAAAGCUGAUCCUCCCAUGCACCUCGGUGUUCACACCUGGUCGCACACCCUUCAGACGGGCAAGACGGAUCUCGAGAUUCUCGGUGAUCUUGGCUGGACCAUGCAGAUCAUCUACGAUCUGACCGGAUCCGUUCCCAUGUACUGGCGUCCCCCCGAGGGCGAUGUCGAUGCCCGCGUUCGCGCUAUCGCUACCGAGGUGCUCGGUAUGCAGACCGUCAUGUGGAACAAGGACGCCGACGACUGGUGCUUGCGCCAGGGCUCCGGCACCGCUCAGCUACAGACCUGCACGACCGGCGUUGGCGCCACCAAGCAGGGUGUCAUCCGCGAGAUGACCAGCUGGGCCGACACCACCAACCGCACUGGAUUCAUCUCGCUCGAACACGAAACCACCGACCAAGCCAUCGACGCGUUCAAGGAGUACCACCAAGCGCUCAUGCAAAACAACUGGCACGUAGGCGCUGUCCCCGAACUCCAAGGUCUGCCUUACUACCAGAACCAGUGGAACCUGACCACAAAAAAAGAACACGUCGACAGCAUCUUGCCCACUCGCCCUGCGAUCAACGUUGUUCAUUCGGAUGCUAGGCGUGGCAGCAGGAGGGCUCCCGACACCAGCGCUUAUGCCAACCUCGACGGUAGCGGCGCAGGCGCCGGCGCUUCAUCUUCCGCCAACGCGGCUGUGGCAAGCGUCAGCUCUUCCGCCCGAUCUUCUGCUACCGGCUCUUCCAGCAGCAGCUCCGUGAAUGUAGGCAGCUCGAGCAGCUCGAGUGGCUCUUCUGGUACCAGCGGUCGGUCGACGUCGGGCGCCUCUCAGGUCAUCGUUGGUGCUUCCACCAUCGGUCUCGGUGCUGUGGCUGCUGCCUUUGCUCUCUUGUUCUGA